Molecule: messenger RNA, 1548 nt
Organism: Arctia plantaginis
Lineage: Eukaryota; Metazoa; Arthropoda; Insecta; Lepidoptera; Erebidae
Source: the annotation of a GenBank genome assembly
AUGGAAAAAGCUAUAGAAAUACAGAAACAAGCGCGGGAGAACGUUAAAUCGAUUCAAACUUACAUGACAGAUUUGCAGAAUUGGGAAGCUGAAAUGAAAAGAAAAGAGGCAGCUUUGAACGGUGUUUGCGAACAGGACCUGCCACCAAUUCGUAGUAAAGCGAAGAAAGAUCGUCCUGUUCGGGAGAUAAAGAAGGCUCCAGAAAAACGGAUUAAAAGUUAUGAUUAUACAGCAUGGGAGAAAUUUGAUGUUGAUAAAGCUUGUGAGGACGUAGACAUGGCAGACAUAGGUCCAAUGUCUUUAGACAGCAAGAAAAGUCAGCAGGCGAAGGAGGAGAAACUCAGAGAGGAGGCACAAUAUGAAAAAGAAAGGGGCAACACAUUUGUUAAAAGUGGUAAAUGGGACGAGGCAAUAUCAUGCUACAAUAGAGCCAUUGAACUGGUCAAAGAUGAUGCUAUUUAUUAUGCUAAUAGAGGACUAUGUUACUUGAAGAAAAACAGUCUACACCAGGCAGAGUCGGAUUGUACAGAGGCCUUACGUCUGGACCCUACAUAUGUUAAAGCAUUGCAUCGCAGAGCUAUGGCUAGAGAACGUCUUGGCUCACUUCGGUCAGCGUCUCAAGAUCUCGGUGAAUUGUUAAAGUUUGAACCAAACAAUAAUGCAGCUAAGAAACAGCUGGAUGCACUUAAAGCGAGGAUGGGAACUAAAGGAGCAAAGUCAAAAUCUUCACCAUUAUCGACGCCUACAGUAGAAAGCAAACCACUGUUCAAACCAAAAACAGAGCCCAAAAUCACGGAGCUGCCCGCAGAGCCAGUACCAGUACUAACAGCUGAAGAGAAAUGGAGAACUGGUGUUGGAGAGAAUAUUACAGUUAUUAUACCAGUGAAAAAACCACCGCAUUUAAGAUCUAAGAGACCACUAAAACCAAUACCAAUUCAAGAAAUAGAACUAGGCAAAAUCUCGCCAGAAAAACCAUCAACUCGACUCAAAAUCAUUGAAAUCGAGGACAGCUUGGCUCAUGGAGAUACUAACAAUAAUGACUCUAACAAAAUUGAAGAAACUCCAGCCAAAGCUAUAGAUAAUAUUGAAGAGAAAGGUGAAGGUGAUAAACUUGCUAGUCCAGAAUCUGUGAAACUCAUCUCAGAGUCUAUAGUGUCAGAGAAGGAGAUUCAGAAUUUAGUUCCACCGGUCAAUAGUGUUCAGUUUAUGGCGGAGUGGAAAUAUUUGAAAGGGAAAGAUGUGGCCAGAUGUCAUUAUUUGAGUAUAAUAGAUCCUUUAAAAAUUCCGUCCAUUUUCGACAACGCACUCGAAAGCGACGUUCUGUCUGACGUGCUCCGUAUCCUCCACGACAACACCAAGGUGUUUAGCAACAAGACGAUCACUGCGUACCUGGUGGGGCUGAGCAGAGUGAAGCGGUUCUCUGCACUAGCCAUGUUCCUCUCCACUGCUGACAAGACAAUGUUAACGACAUUGCUAAACUACUGCAAGACGUCCGAGAACUGCAGUGAAAACGUCAUAGCUGAUCUGAAGAACAAAUAUGAACUUUAA